AUGCCUCACGCCGUGCUACCAGAUCUUGCUGCGUUUCAAGAAAGCCUUCACAAUCCUCUUCCGGCAUACUCAGCCAUCGACAAUGACGACCUUCUGAACCGAAUCGAAGCCACUGAAGGGGUCGAACUCCCUAUCCUCUACUCACCCGCCAGUCGCGCGCCGAACUUCCAGCGUUUUGCCUCCGGUGCAGAUAGGGAAUCGUACCUUGAAGCACACCGACUCGAAUGCGACAUCGUUAAGGCCUUUUUUUCCGCUAUCGAGAAUGGCCACGAUGAUAUCGUCGCCGAUUUUAUAGCCCGUGGCUGGGUGUCGCCCGAUACUGCAAGUCAAUGGGGCGAGACACCAUUAAAUGCUACUGUGCGCAUGGGCAAGGUUCCCAUGGUGAGCCGCCUCGUUGCUCUUGGUGCAAGCGUCAAUGGAUUCGGUCGCGCACGGGAUGAGAAUAGCACCGUCGAGCCUGCAGACUUGCCUGAGCGUACGCCGUUGAUGGUCGCUGCUGAGCGCGGGCACCUGGCGUUGGUCAAAGUCUUGAUCGAAGACUACGGCGCGAAACACGACAUCAUUGCGCCCGAUGGAGCGAUUGCCCUUCGUCUAGCCGCCUCGAACCGCCACCGCGAAAUCGUACAUUAUCUCCCUACUAUUCGUGGCGGCGCAUGGAAGCGAUGGGCGACCGUGCAUAAAAAGCAAAUGGACCGAGUGCGACGAGCUGUCAAUAGAAUCGUCAAGUUCGUCAGAAUCCUUGUUUGGGAUCUCCCCAAGUUUCUAGUCUGGGAUGUGCCGAACGAAAUAUGCCGUGCUGCCUGGAGGCGUCGCCAUCGGGUGAAGAACUUCUUUAAGAAGUUGCCUGGCAAGCUCAAGGACGCGAUACUCGGGAUACCUAGCACCCUCAAACGCGCUGCAACGGAGGUGUGGAAGGGCAUCAAGGAGCUUCCGUCGCUUUUGAAGAGCUUGGCCCAGGCUACCUUUAAAGUAUUUUGGAAGGUCCUGACAGGCAUACCCGGCGCGGUAAUGUUUGUUCUCAAAUGGAUCGGAAGCGGAUUGAAGGGCAUCGGCGAUGCCAUUCUCAACAUUUUCGUUAAGCUGUUCUCUCUCCUCCACACAGCGGCCAUGGCGGUCGUGACUUUCUUGCGUGGUAUCACUCUUGGGGAUGUGUGGAAUGGCUUCUGCCAUCUCGUUCGCGCCGUCUUCGUGGACGCGCCUAAAGCAAUAGGCACAUUCAUGGUGGCCUUUGGCAACACCAGUUACGAUGUGCUCAAAGCAAUCUUUGGCACCUUGGGUGAAUGUAUCUGGUGGUUAUGUGGGGGAACUUACUGGUUGAUUCGGUAUAUUCCACGUCGGAUAUGGACCAUGUUUGAGGCGAUGGGGACAUCUUUGGUGAAGGCCUGGGAGGAGAUCAUGGUGUACUUCAAUCCUAAGCGAAUGUAA
This is a messenger RNA of Fusarium musae, 1425 nucleotides long. RefSeq lists its product as uncharacterized. Gene Ontology annotation, molecular function: protein binding. The record is from RefSeq and is a predicted model, not a curated record. Bases 1 to 1425 code for a protein of 474 amino acids. The transcript has a single exon. Lineage: Eukaryota; Fungi; Ascomycota; Sordariomycetes; Hypocreales; Nectriaceae.